AUGAUUAAAUGGCUAAAAAAGGAUGUGUUUAUGAUCGAGUCUAUUGGUGUUGCUUUGCAGUAUCUUGUCAAGGGAAACAAAGGCAUUUGUUUUCUCUCUGAUGAGGAACUUUCCAAACUUUGGGAGAUUGAAGAUAGUGAAGAAGUUGCAACGGGAAACAUGAAGGCCAUGUCACCAUGGUUAGAGGAGUUUUUGAAAGCUUUUAUCCAAGUUUUCUUUCAAUCGUCCCCUGAGAAACCUCUUGCUUUUGUAAAGGACACGAUUAGAUGCUUGACACUUGCUAUUGAAUCUUCAAAAGUAAAAGUGAUUUUCCUUUCGUCACUUAAGAAUGUUUAUGUAGAUGAAGGUAGACCUUCAAAUUUGAUACUGGAACUUGCAUCGUUGUUUGUUGGGGCAACUGGAGAUGAUUCCGAUGAUUUUAUAUACAAUUCCAUCGAAGAGUGUUUGAAGGAAGGGGAUGCAUAUGACGUGCUUUACAAAAUCUUGGUGGAAUCUUCCGACUUCAGAUCCUCAAAGUUUAAGCAAGUUGUGGAUUUAUUAAUUGGUUUGAAAUCCCCUAAGGAUAUAACUUCACUUAGAUGGCGGUUUUUGUGCUUCAAGAUGUUGGUAGUUCACUCAAUGGAGAUAUUUCAUGAUGGAAAGAACAUUUAUGGUAUUCGUAUGUUGUAUGAAAUCAUAGUGACGCCACAAGAUGAAAAAAGUAAAAAGGUGGCAGAUGAGAUCUUUUUAGAGACAAGUACCAUUUUAAAAAAAGAAUCAUCUCCAUCAAAACCAGGAAAUCAUCAAGGAUUCGUCAGCAUGAUAACGUUGUUCCUCUUUUGGAGUCCUUAUCACGUAAAAGCUCCUUCUCACGUAAAAGCUGAUGCAGUCUCUGCGUUAUCUUUACUUGUAUCUGAUGACCCAGAAAUCUGCCUUCUGAUACCAGAUGUUGUGCCAUCAAUCCUUGAAUUGCUGGAUAAGGAAGACGACAUACAAGUUGUAAAAAAGGUUUUAUGGUUCAUAGAGAACAUAGUUGUCAAUCUUCCAGUGAAAAAAUUGUUAGACUUGCAUGCUGAUAUUUUACGUGGGCUUUCUCCAUGGUUGAAUGUUUCUCAACAAAAUAUCACCUUAAAGGUGUCUGCCACUUUGAGGAUUAUUAGACAUAAAAUUCGUCAUAUACCACGAUCUAUGGACCCGCAAUUACCGAAAGGUGAUAAUAAUAAUAAUAAUAAUAAUAAUAAUAAUAAUAAUCUUUAG
Molecule: messenger RNA, 1236 nt
Organism: Lactuca virosa
Lineage: Eukaryota; Viridiplantae; Streptophyta; Magnoliopsida; Asterales; Asteraceae
Source: the annotation of a GenBank genome assembly